UGGGCUCCUAGGCAGUUUUUUCGUUUCCCUCGAGGUGACUAGGUGACGGUCGGGCUGCUUCUGAGAUCUCAGGUCAACUUGACUUGCCCAGGUUCAGCUGGUCCGAUGAGAUGGGGGUCAACCAGUCCGUGGGCUUUCCACCUAUCACCGGACCCCACCGUGUGGGCUGCGGGGAUGUGAUGGAGGGCCAGAGUCCCCAGGGGAGCUUCUUCCGACUCUUCUACCCCUGCCAGGAGGCAGAGGAGGCCACAGAGCAGCCCCUGUGGAUUCCCCGCUAUGAGUACUGCACUGGCCUGGCUGAUUAUCUGCAGUUUAAUAAGCGCUGGUGGGGUUUGCUCUUCAACCUGGCUGUGGGGUCUUGUCGCCUGCCUGUUAGCUGGAAUGGCCCCUUUAAGACAAAGGACUCUGGAUACCCCUUGAUCAUCUUCUCGCAUGGCCUGGGAGGCUUCAGGACACUGUAUUCAGCUUUCUGCAUGGAGCUGGCCUCCCGUGGCUUCGUGGUUGCUGCGGUAGAGCACAGGGAUGGGUCAGCUGCAACCACGUGUUUCUGCAAGCAGGCCCCCGAAGAGAACCAGACCGCUAAUGAGCUGCUGGAGGAGGAAUGGAUUCCCUACCGUCGAAUUAAGGAAGGGGAGAAGGAAUUUGAUGUUCGGAAUUGCCAGGUGCAUCAGCGGGUCAACGAGUGUACGCGGGUGUUGAGGAUCCUGCAGGAGGUCACUGCUGGGCAGACAGUCCUCAAUGUCUUGCCUGGUGGGUUGGAUCUGGUGACUUUGAAGGGCAGCAUCGACACGAGCUGCGUGGCUGUAAUGGGACAUUCAUUUGGAGGCGCCACCGCCGUUCUGGCUUUGGCCAAGGAGACCCAGUUUCGGUGUGCCGUGGCUCUGGAUGCUUGGAUGUUUCCUCUGGAACGUGAUUUUUACCCGAAGGCCCGCGGCCCUGUGUUCUUCAUCAAUGCUGAGAAAUUCCAGACAGUGGAGAGUGUCAACUUGAUGAAGAAGAUAUGUGCCCAACAUGAACAAUCCAGGAUCAUAACCGUCCUUGGUUCUGUUCAUCGGAGUCAAACUGACUUUGCCUUUGUGGCCGGGAACUGGAUCGGCAAAUUCUUCUCCCCUCAAAGCCACGGGAGCUUGGACCCCUACGAGGGUCAGGAGACUAUGGUGCGGGCCAUGUUGGCCUUCCUGCAGAAGCACCUCGACCUGAAAGAGAACUAUGACCAGUGGAACGACCUCAUUGAAGGCAUUGGCCCAUCCCUCACCCCAGGGGCCCCACACCAUCUGUCCAGCCUUUAGGCACAACUGGCCAUUUGUAAAAGGUCACAAAUGGGAGAGCAGCUGAGUUGAAUUCCCAUUUGGGGUCUGCCCAUAUGGGGUCUUCCUAUCAGGAAGUGGUCGAUCUGGCCCUUCUUCACAGAUCAAAAGGGUAUUGUAACACUGCUGAUUGGGUAACUGGGCACUUUGAUCUUGGUCUAGUUGAUCUUAAAUUCAUGAUGGGGCUUGCUUGGAUCACUUACCGAUGGACACACUGACUUUCUGGGGCCUGAGCCCUGGUGGUGAAGGGAACGAGCAGUGGGGUGGGGCUGGGGAGCACCCGAGCCCUCAGCUGAACACUACAAGCACUAUUAACCCAGCGGGCUACGCCCUCACCUUGGGCCAGCGUGGCUUCAGCAGGGGAAGAAAUGAAGCUGAAAGACCUUCAGCCUAACCUGGCCCUCUCUCUUCGUACCUCUCAGCCUUCUCCCUCCCCUGGGCCACUUGGCAUGUUCUCAGCACUUGAGGUAACUUUCUAGGAUAUGGACCACCAUCAGAUUUUCUAGCCUUCUCAAUGGGUGAAACAUAGUUCUGGGCACUUGGUCUGGGCUAAGAUAUCCUUGUGAGCCCACGGAGGAGAGCAGACAGCAUUGUCCUCUUAACACAGGGAGAAAGGCUGAGGUACAGAGUAGGGGGCCGCGGAAGCUCUGAAUGUCUGGGAGUUUAGCUAAAAAUGUAUCUUGACAGAAGUAGGUUGAGUUGGAGAAGGUAGAAUAACUGUUAAGUAGGCAUUUGAACAGGCCCUUGCCACAGAGGGAGGGAGGUUGGUCAGCCAGAGUUCAGGAGGCCACCCCUGGAGAUCCCAGGAGUACAGUGGUCUCGCCUCUUACCUCAGAUGCCAUGAGCCUCCCUCCAGCGUGCUCAGAAUGAGGGUGCUAUGACUUGUCUGUUCUCUGGCUCUGAGGCCCUAGCCCAAAUUUAAGUCAAGAUAUAGAUUGAAUUUUUAUUCCGUUCCAUUUAUAAUAUGAAUGAUAUUAAUACUCAUGUUUGCCUAAUGAUAUGUUGGAAUAUUCUCUGUCUAAUCUGCUUUACAGCAAGAUGGGGAGCCAUCUGGUAGUAACUUUUCCUUCUGUCUUUGUUCGCUUACUACUUGUGCCCAUGUGGAGAAAAAACUUUAAAAGGAAAGGAAGUCUUCCCGGUGAUCUAGUUCAAAGCUGUCUGGGAAGACCGGCCUGACACACCCCUCUCCACCACUCUAGACCUAUUACCUCAGUUCAGAUAGAGGACCCCAGAGAAGGCAAGAUCCAAAGGGAAAUGUGUCUCCACACCACAGGUCCAAGGUCAGCUCUGCCACCACAAACUGCGACUAGGUCUCCCGCCUCUCAACAGUUGUGCUAGGAGGUGAAGCUUCAGGUCCAUGGGGGCCGUGAACCCUGGGAGGAUCUGUGACCCCAGUGAGACAUAGGGUAGAGAGAAUGUCAUUAGAGCCCUGAGCGCUGGAGGUCUCCAGGCUGGCCUUGAGGCCUGGUUUCACCGAGACGGGGUAAAUUUGAGCAAGUUGCAUUCUCUUUCCAGUCUUGGUUCCUGCAUUUCUUAAGAUGGGCAUCUUCAUUAUGAAUAGCUAAGAGGAUUAAGUGAGAGGGUGUGUGUGCACAUGGAUUAUUUAAAAGUAUGUUUUCUACUUUCCAAAUAUAUCAGAUUUUCCCAGUUAUUCUAUAGCUGUUGUUUUUUUAGCUUAAUUGCUUUUGGUCAGAGAAAAUGACCCAUAUGGUUUUCAUCCUGAAACUUGCUUGUUGGCCCAGUAUGAGAUCAAUUUUGUAAAUGUUCCUUAUAUGCUUGAAAAGACUAUAUUCUGAAGUUGUUGGCAUACUCAACAACAUGAUGGAUUUUCUUCUGUGAGAGUGCAGACAGAUACCUAAUAGGGCCUUCCCACCCGUGCCUGGGGACCACAGCCCUCAGCACUCACAGGAGCAGUGGGUGCCACCCCUUGUGCCCGCCCUGGUUCUGUCAGCUUUGGCACGGGACCCAGCUUCUUUCUACCUUAGAGCCAUACCUGAUGUGUGGGUAUUUUGUAAAGACUGGGAGCCUUUCUGGAGACAAGUUGUUUGGAAACUGGAUCUAUCCCUCUUCCAAUUCAGUUCAUAUUCUGGCAGUGACUCAUUUAUCUGGCAACAUUAGAGUAGGUGAAUUUUCCCUAUAAUCAGAAGCUAUCCUUUGAGCCAAAAAAUAUUAACUUUGACUUUUUUGAAUGGUAAUUUACCAAAAAAGAUAAUACACUUCUUAAUGUGAACUGGCCUCACUUAACUUUUUAGGAUGUUUCAGCCAGGAUAGAGUAGAUAUUAUGGUAGUAACAAGCAACCCCCAAAAGCAACAGAAGUUUCUUUCUUGCCCAUGCUGCUUGUCCUCUGUGGGUCACCUGGAGGCCCUCCUCUGUGUCAUUUUUAUCUUCACUUGGGGACUCAGGCUGGCCGAGCGGCCACAGUCUGGAAGUGUUGGGAGAGAGCAUGGGGAAGCUUCUGCCCACGAGUGACGCUCAUUAUUUCCAUCCACAUUUCAUGACUGGCCAAAGCAGGUCGCCUGGCCAUCCCAGACAGCCCCCCGCAUCCCCAGAGAGCCAAAAUGUCUGUGACCUGGCCUGAGGUCAGAGCGGUGAAGCUGCUGGAUAGCUAUUUGCACCUACGUUACACGGCCCAGUGCUGUGCUCUUAGUCCUUUUGAUUGCCUUUCAUGGUUUGUAUCGCCUCCCUCGUGGCCAGGCGGCCAGCCAUUGCUCUUCACUGCCCUCAGUGCGCCGGCCCCCGCAGCUCUCCCCACUCACUUCAGAUUUAUUACUUCUGAUCAGCAGCAUUAUUUAUAACCAUCUAAAGUAAAAUCAGGUAGUUACUGAGAAAGGGCUUUAGGGACUCCCUGCAACUAAAAUGUGCUGCCUUUAGUGCUUAGAAAUUGUAACCCUUCCUUUGACUGCUCAGAAGGGGUAUAACAAGGUUUUUUGGCCCUUUGCCCUGAUUUUUGGUUAACUUCCAGGGACUCGAAGGACACCAGAUAAAUGGCCUUUUGAUAGGCAAUACAGUCCUGCAUACUGACUGUCAUCUGUUGAUAAACUGCACUCUAGUGAAUCCUUUUGAGAAGCAAAGAUGUCUCGGGUUCCUUGUGCAUCUCGUUCCCAUCCCAUUACAAAACUGAACUCAGGGAGACCCACUAGUGGAAUAUCGUAGGUUCCUGUGCAGGGAAUGGCGCUUCGGUUAGGGAGGGGUGAGUGAAUGCAGACGGAGGGGGGCUCCUCAUCCCUCCCACAUCCCGGGACCAUCGGGCAGAGGCUCCCAACACAGUCCCCAAGCCCCUUCCUAGUGUGUGUCCUGACACAGCUGCCCUCCUGCCCUUCCUCAGGAAGUCUGCUGGGCUCUUGAAGUGUCAACUGAUGGAAUCCAACUGCACGUGUUGGCUUUGUGGGGACCUUUAUCUGCCCCCUUUUCUUCUGGGACACCCCUUCCCCCUUGGCCUGCAAAGUGAUAAGGGACAGGAGAGGCCAUACUCUGUACUCAGGACCCAGUCCUUAUUUAGGAAGCUCACUUUCUGUCCCAUCACAGCCAGAUGCAAAGGCCAAGUGUCCUUGGCCAUAGCUGCUUGACAAAAUGACAAUGAUGAUGAUGAUGGUGAUCGCUGUAAUAACCAACAUGGAUUAGGCCCUUACCAUGUAUCAGGGACUAUGUUCAGUGCUUACACGCUUUGUCUCAUUUACGUUUACAGGAACCCCAUGAGGUCAGGUGGUAUGAGCCUCAUUUUGUGUAUGAGGAGGCAGCUUUAGAGAAGUCAUUUGAUCAAGCUCUCACAGCAAGAAUUUGGCAAAGCUGGGAUUUAGGUGUCAAAAUCCAAAUUGUUAGUCACUGGGCCAUGCUGCCAAAUGCACAUACUUGGUUUUUUGCCCCUUCCCCUGUCUGUUUAAACUCUCAGGGUAUAAGGAAUAUAAUUUCAUGACGGAUGGAAUCAAGAAUGUCAAAUGCUCCAGCAGUUUCUAUAUGAAUUGUAUGGCGAGUCAGUGGUAUUUUUAGCACUACCGAGAAGUGGGUGGGAGAGAAUUGAGCUUCACCGAGGACUGUGGGUCAGGUGCUCCGUUGAUUUCAUAGGUGAGGCAAGUGGUUCAGGGAUUGAGAACAUGGUCUUUGAAAUCAGACAACUCCAACACUAUUUUCCUUGUAACUUAUGCUAAUUAACUUAUGUGGGCUUCAAUCUGCUCAUUUGUAAAAUGGAAAUUCUAGUAGUAUUUACCUCUUAUGGUUGUAAUAAUCAAAAUAAUGCAUGUAAAGCAUUUAGCAUGGUGUCUAUAUUAAGGGGUUAUUAAACACGAACUAUUUUUA
This is a messenger RNA of Artibeus jamaicensis (Jamaican fruit-eating bat), 5601 nucleotides long. RefSeq names its product platelet activating factor acetylhydrolase 2 (gene PAFAH2). The record is from RefSeq and is a predicted model, not a curated record. The transcript has 11 exons. The coding region runs from base 111 to 1289 and encodes 392 amino acids. Gene Ontology annotation, molecular function: 1-alkyl-2-acetylglycerophosphocholine esterase activity. Lineage: Eukaryota; Metazoa; Chordata; Mammalia; Chiroptera; Phyllostomidae.